GGUUUGCUCUCUUUCCUAUUGCAAUGGGCACCAAUGUCGGACCUCCUGCGUGUAAAGGAAGAGGCUCGCGAGGCUGAUGCAGCAUGGCAGGCAGCAGCUGUGCUCUCAGAUCUCGUGGAGGGGCUAGAAGCGGCAGAAGGAGAGGGUGAGACUGCAGCGGCUGAAGCAGCUGAAGUGGCUGAAGCUGCAGCGGCUAAAGCGGGUAAAGCGGGUGAAGUGGGUGAAGCGGGUGAAGCAGCAGCUGCGGGGAGCAAAGUGGCAAGGUGCGAUGCGAGCGCAGUGCCCGUAGCUCCCGUCGCUCCUGCAGCUCCUGAAGCUCCCGCGGCGGAGCCUGACAGCGACGAGGAUGUGGCAAUCCGCGCGGCCUCGGCCCUGGGGUCUUUGGCGUCGCUGAUGGAGGUUGCCGUCGACCCCAGGCGCCCGCCCGCUUCGGCAAAUCCUCUUGGCCCCGGGCAGCCCGGGCAGCCCGGGGCCUCAGUCAAGGACCUGCGCGCCAAGCUCCAGGACAAGCGCGAAAAGGAACCUGAGAGAGGCAAGGCGACAGCCUCAGAGCAGCUCAGGGCCAAGCUAAUGGAAGCAAAGCAGAGACUGGCGCCACAAGCUCGGGAGCGUGCCCCGUCUCCGCCUAAGAAGGACAAGAAGGACAAGAAGGACAAGAAAGCCAAGGAGAAAGCCAAGGGAAAAGAGAUAAAGGAAGCAAAGGAAGCAAAGGAAGCAAAGGAAGCAAAGGAAGCAAAGGAAGCAAAGGAGGCAAAGGUGCGGCCCAUGCCGAAGCAGCAAGCGCUGCCGUUGGUCUGUGACGGGAAAGGUGACUUGGGCGCGAGCGCUGGCGCUUGUGGGAUUUUCCCGCAUUCUAAGGCUCGGGCAAGAAAAGAAGGGAGAGUGACGCCCGGGAAGGAAGGGAAGGAGCGAGAGGAGCGAGAGGAGCGAGAGGAGCGAGAGGAGCGAGAGGAGCGAGAGGCGGAGGCGGAGAGAAGGGCUGCCCUGGAGAAGGCCAAGGCACGGCGCCUGGAAGAGCUGAAGGAACGGGAGGCGCAGAAAGUCCAGCGCGAGGCCCAGGCGCAUUCCAAGGCGGCGGCGCGAAAGAAGAAGGAGGUGGAGGACUCCGUGAGAGACUUAGCAAGGAAGCUGUCCCAAGACAUCCUGGAGAUCUCCGAGAUCAUCAAUGUGGAGAACAUCAAGGAGGUGAAGCGUGAAGGGAGGGAUGUGGGCCACUUUGGGGUACCUGGCGUGGCCAACAUGGAAAACAUCAAGCAGGAGGUGAAGCAGGAGAUAGCAAAACAGGAGUUGACCAAGAAGGAGAGUGAAAGCAACCCGCAUGCGCCGCAUGCGCCGCACGCACAGAAGGAGGAGCCGGUAUCCCCGGAGUUGUAUGCCCAGCAGAUGCUGCAUCUGAAAUCCAUGGCUUCUCCAGAGGCGCUGGCCUUAUCCUCCAUGUCCUCAUCUACCAUGCCCUUGGCCGAGAAAGAGGUUGACCUCACAACGCCCACUGUAUGCACAAUCGGUUGGGAGCCAAACGUUGAGCCGCACGUAAUGAUCCGGCUUUUAGAGGAGUACCACAUCGGGUCGAUCAUCGAUGCCCGCCCACCAGAAUUUAAUGCUGACGGCUUUGGCCAUGCUUGUGCAGCACAUGGCUGGACUUAUGAUCGACAGCCAGUGCUUUCCAUUCAUCCGUAUGACCUGGGUCCUAUGGGUGUGUAUGCCUACAACACCAUUGGCCGGAUUGUCAGCCAAGCACGAGCAUCAGCCGCUGCUGGGAAUGAUGGCAGCUGCAGGCGGCAGUGCAUCCUCUUUGCUGGCGAUCAAAGCUGGCAGGAUGAGUGCAAUUGGCACAUUGUGAAGCGGCUCCGUGGAUGUACCAUCGAUGUGGUGCAGAUCAGCCUGGAUCGGUACUGGGAUGAGGCUGCAGUCUUUGAGGAGACAGACAAAGGACGCGGUGUGAUCGUGGCGGGGCCACCUCUGACGCAGGUGGUGGAUGAGCUGCGGAGCCAGGUGGGUUUGCCGAAGAUCGGGGACGAGCGGGACCGGCAGCUGAUGGUCACGGCGCGGGCGGGGCUGGAGACAUGGGUGGCCAAGAAGCUGAAGCACGACCCGCGGCUCUCGCAGAAGCGCUCCGAGCUGGGCCCGGAGGCCACGCUGAAAGACAAGAUCGACGGGCUCCGGGAGUGCUGCCCGGAGCUGUCCCGCGUGGUGAGCAUGGCCCACUUCCUGCGGAUGAUCGGCAACAACUCUGCGCACACUGGCGGCGCCGCCAUCCCGCCACGGCACCAGCUGGUGCAGCUGGUCCAAAAGCUCACCGAGGAGAUCAAAGAAGCCGAUGCCGUGGCCAAGGCCCACACCGAGGCCGACAAGAAGUGGGAGCAAGCGGAGCCCUUUGCCGCAGCCUUGGCCAGGAUCGAUGCGACGGCAAUGGCGGCAACGGCUUCGGUGCCACGGGCGCCAGCGGCUCGAUUGCAGCUGCCCCAGAGCAUCAUUCUGCCCACGGACGGGGAGCACAAGGCAACCCUGGUCUACUUGCACCCAUUUGGGGCAGGCAAUGUGAGAUACUUGCAAGGCAAGAGCGCCUUUGGAAUGCCGGGCAUGAGGAUUGUGUUGCCGCUGGCGCCAAACAUCCCCAUCACGGCCUACAGCCGAAGACAGUGCAUCAGCUGGUUCGACUACUAUGGAGCCGAGGAUUUGGAGGCAGACCCUUUGAGCUUGGAGGAUGUGCGCGUGCGGCUUUCCCUCACGUUGGAGCGGGAGGCAACUUUGUUGGGCGAAGAAGGCCACAAGCGCCUGCUGGUGGGGGGCCUGUCGCAAGGUGGCGAAGCUGCACUUCACGGGGUGCUCAUGCAUCACCAAGUGCUGGGCGGCUACAUCGGGGUUUGCGCGAAUUUGUUGCCUUGCACCCUGCCGGAGGGCGCUGGCCGCACCAAACUGCACUUCUUCGGCUAUGACCGCGAGCCCAAAGUUUGGGCUCAGCAGACUCGGGACCCCUUGCUCUCGCACCACAAGCUGGUGGAACACGGUGCGGUCUUCGGCGAGUGUGGCGCCUUCAACUUGGCGAAGAUCGAUUACAAAGUGGAGGCAGACUGCUUGCGCUGCGCGUGUGAGGCCAUUCUAGAAGCUGCUGCCGAGGAAAAUGCUGCCCCCGUGGACGCGCCUGAAGAUGCGGAAGGCGACUUUGAUGGAGAGGGCGGAGAGGGCGGAGAGGGCAGAGAUGGAGAGGAGGGAGAGGAGGGAGAGGAGGGAGAGGAGGGAGAGGAGGGAGAGGAGGGAGAGGAGGGAGAGGAGGGCGAGGGCGAAGGCAAGGCCGAGGAGGACCCCUUGCUGAAUGAGAUGGCGGCGGCAAUCGGGGUGGACCCCGAGGUGGUUCCACAUUUGGAGUACCCGGACGACGACAUGGGCGACAUGGAGAAUUUGGAGAUCCAGAUGGAGGUGGAUUCAGAUGACGGUGUUGUCGGCGUCGGCGACGGCGCGAGUGCCGACGCUGCCGACGCUGCCGAUGCUCCCGAUGUGCCGACGCUGUUGAUGAGGGCAACUGCCAAGGUCAUGCCCGCCACCAAGCGUGCGCGGAUCAGCUACAAAACCGAGCAGAUGGCAGAUCCGGAGGCGCCUGAGGUGGGCCCACACGCGGCUGAAGGACUUGAAUGCGAAGCACCUCAAGUCAAGCCAGAGGUUUUGGAACCGGAAAGCCUCGCGGAAACCCUCCAGCCAGAAGAGACCCUCAAGCCGGAAGAGGCAGAGACAGAUGGUGCGCCAGAGAAGCUUGAACAUGCAGAUCCCAAUGCCAAGGACAGCCGAAUCGGAACGGACUUGACGCGCUCCUGGCCGGCUGCAUCUGCUAGACGUGAGAAAGCCAGCACGUUGUCCGCGCGGCUGUUCACCUCGGCGCUGGCGCCUUUGCCCGACUCAGUGGCCUCGGGCGUCCUCGCACGUUGCCGCGUGACCUGGAGGAAUGUGAAAGCGCCCUGCGCCACGCAGAGCUUCUUGGGGCCCAAGCCCCUGCGCGCGGUGAGCCUUCCCCGAGCUGCAGAAGCAGCCGAGAAGGUGGAAAGCCUUGAAAGCCGUGAAAGACCCGAGAGCCGCGGGAGCGGCCCCACCAACGCCGGGUUCCAGGAGGUGACGCCAGGGCCAUCCGGGGAGGGCAUGAAGCGGGCCCGGCAGUUCCUUGCUCUGGAGCCUCUGGACGAUGAAGUGAAUCAGUGGGAGCAAGACAUGGCCCAAGGCGGCCUCUCGGCCGAGGAGGAGCGGAAGAAGUGGGUGGCCAUUGUGUCUGGAGCUGUGACCUUCCUUUUGGGCGGAAGCUAUGUGCUGCUGAAUGUGAUGAUGGACAGCACCGAUUGGUCCGGCUUUGCCGGGGAGAGGACUCUGUCUGCAGAGGAUUUGCAGCUGUUGGGGAAAGAGAUGAAAUAA
Messenger RNA from Effrenium voratum, 4395 nucleotides. The record is from the annotation of a GenBank genome assembly. Lineage: Eukaryota; Dinophyceae; Suessiales; Symbiodiniaceae.